AUGUCUGUUAUUCUUGCUUCUGCUGGCUACGACCACACCAUUCGGUUCUGGGACGCGCUUACAGGCGUGUGUUCCCGCACCAUCCAGCACACAGACUCGCAGGUCAACCGCCUUGAAAUCACCUCGGACAAGCGGUAUUUGGCCGCAGCCGGCAACUUGUAUGUGCGGCUAUACGACAUUCGCCAGGCUGGCAGCAGCACGGGCACGGGCAACAACUCGAAUGCGGCAGUGACGUUCGAGGGCCACAGCGGGAACGUGACGCUGCUUGCGUUUCAAAUCGAAAACAAGUGGAUGGUCACUUCGCUGGAAGAUGGCACGGUCAAAGUGUGGGACGUGCGGUCGCCGUCGGUGCAACGGAACUACAAGCACUACUGUCCUGUGAACGAGGUGGUGAUCCAUCCGAACCAGGGAGAGUUGAUCAGCUGCGACCACGAUGGAAACAUUCGCAUCUGGGACUUGGGCGAAAACCAAUGCACACACCACUUAAUUCCCGAAGACGACGUACCGAUCAACGCUCUUUCCGUUGCUAGUGACGGCAGCAUGUUGGUUGCGGGCAACAACAAGGGCAACUGCUACGUCUGGACAAUGCAAAACCACAAAGACAUUACGCUGUUGACUCCAGCAACCAAGUUCCGCUCGCAUGCCAAGUACAUCACGCGUGUGUUGUUGCUGACGGACAUGAAGCACUUGGCCACGUGCCUGGCCGACCACACGGCUCGCAUCUGGCUGACGGAACAGAACUUUGCCUUGGAAACAACGUUGCAGGGCCACCAACGCUGGGUGUGGGAUUGUGCAUUCAGUGCUGACAGCGCAUACUUGGUCACAGCCUGUCUGGACCACUAUGUGCGGCUCUGGGACUUGUCCAACAGCGAAACGGUGCGCCAUUACAAUGGCCACCACAAGGGAGCUGUCUGUGUGGCUUUGAACGAUGUGUAG
Molecule: messenger RNA, 936 nt
Organism: Clavispora lusitaniae ATCC 42720
Lineage: Eukaryota; Fungi; Ascomycota; Pichiomycetes; Serinales; Metschnikowiaceae
Gene: LST8
Product: TOR complex subunit
Biological process (GO): regulation of actin cytoskeleton organization; TOR signaling
Cellular component (GO): TORC1 complex; TORC2 complex
Molecular function (GO): protein binding
Source: RefSeq, a predicted model, not a curated record